Molecule: messenger RNA, 1158 nt
Organism: Chanos chanos (milkfish)
Lineage: Eukaryota; Metazoa; Chordata; Actinopteri; Gonorynchiformes; Chanidae
Product: macrophage mannose receptor 1-like
Exons: 4
Coding region: 1-1158 (385 amino acids)
Source: RefSeq, a predicted model, not a curated record
AUGACAGUAAUGAUAAUAAUGUUCUGUACAGGAAUCUUCAUGCUGUCUGCAUGUGUUCCUCAUCAGUAUCACUUUGUGAAUGUGACUAAGAACUGGACUGAAGCACAGACAUACUGCAGAGAGCACUACACAGACCUGGUCACUAUUAACAACCAAGAGGACACAGAUGAGCUGAUUAACACUGUUAAAGGAGAUGUUGAGCGUGUUUGGAUUGGACUGGAGAAGAGUGGUGAUAUGAGGUGGCAGUGGUCUCUGGGAGAUCCAACAUUCUACAGAGAGGGAGAAAUGGAGUUUACAAACUGGGAUGAACGCGCACCAAGUCAUGAGAGUAGUUCUGAGGACUGUGUCAUAAUUAAAGGAAAUGGAAAAUGGAAUAACAAGGCAUGCACAGAGCAGAAACACUUUUUGUGUUAUGAUGGGAGAAAGGUUAGCAGUGAGAGAUACAUAUUGAUUAAGGAGUACAAAACCUGGACAGGAGCUCAGAGCUACUGCAGAGAAAAUCAUACAGACCUGGUCAGUGUGAGGAACCAGACUGAGAAUGAUUGGAUAAAGAAUGAGUGGAUAAAGAGUUCAGCGAGGGACAGUACUGAAACCUGGAUUGGCCUGUUCAGGGACUCAUGGAAAUGGUCAGAUCAGAGUAAAUCCUCAUUCAGAAACUGGGCACCUGGACAACCUAGUAAUAAUGGGGGUGUUGAGAACUGUGCUGCCAUGCAGGUGAAUGGUGCUGAUGUGGGACAAUGGCAUGACUUUACAUGCGCCGGUGAAAAGCCAUUUGUUUGCUAUGAAGACAAGCUGAUCCUGAUCAAUAUGAAUCUGACCUGGAGUGAAGCUCUAAAUUACUGCAGAAGGCGUCGUAUGGACCUGGUCUCAGUUCACUCAGAGAAGAUUCAGAACAAAGUGAAAGCGGUGACUGAAAAGGCCUCCACUGCUCAUGUGUGGCUGGGCUUACGUUACAGCUGCACUCUAGGCUUCUGGUUUUGGGUGAGUGGAGAUUCUUCCUGCUACCACAACUGGGCUCCAGGGAAUGGAACUGUGGUGGAGGAGUGUGUAAAUGAAGGAAGAACUGGAGCAGUUGAGACCAGAGAAGACAAACAAUGGAUCAGCCUUCCUGAGAAUACCAAACUGAACUUCAUCUGCACCAACUAUGAAGAUGACUGA